Messenger RNA from Fraxinus pennsylvanica, 456 nucleotides. NCBI's taxonomy places the organism in Eukaryota, Viridiplantae, Streptophyta, Magnoliopsida, Lamiales, Oleaceae. The record is from the annotation of a GenBank genome assembly.
AUGGCACAGAAUCGACGAAGUUCUACGGGCCCUUUUCAUGUUCCCAGACCGACCACCCAUUCGGACGGGAAUUACAUUGAUUCUGGUAGAUCGCCCCUAGAGCCUAAUGCUAAGACUUGUCACGUACGUUGGAGUGAUGAGAUGGAUGGUUUUAUGAUCACUUCACUUGUUGAACAAGUGUUGACUGGUCACAAACGAAGCAACAAUGGCUUUACCACAUUUCAAGCAUCUAAGGCAAUUGAUAGGGUUUUCAAUGGAUGUGGGGUUAUGGUCUCAGAUAAGAAUGUAAGGGCAAUGUUAAAGACUCUUAAAAAAGAGCAUGUUGAAGUUCGCCAGUUGCUAAAUAUGAGUGGUUUUGGGUUGGAUCCCGAAAUUGGACGCAUUGUAGCUAAUGUUGUGGCUCGGGACGAUUUUAUUAAGGUACGAAUUAGGAUACAUUUAAGACAUUGCUACUAA